GUCGAGAUCUUGAAAGCCAUGAAGGUGAAGCAAGUCAAACUGUAUGAUUCUAACCCGGCCAUUCUCGGCGCCCUGAGAGGAUCCGACAUCGAGGUUACGGUCAUGGUCCCGAACCAGCUCCUUGUGAGCAUCUCCACCAAUCAAGCUAUCGCAGACGAAUGGGUACGGUCCCAAGUCUUACCCUUUUACCCAAAAACAAAGAUCCGAUACGUUCUCGUCGGAAACGAAAUCCUUUCUAUCCCCGACCGUAACAUCCAGCUCAGCCUCGUCCCGUCGAUGUACCGGAUUCAGAAAUCGCUUGCGAAAUUCGGCCUCCUCCGUAAGGUCAGAGUCACUACCUCAUUGGCCAUGGACGUGCUUCAAGCUUCUUACCCGCCUUCCAAUGGAACCUUCCGUGCCGACAUCUCCACUCAAAUCAUUAAACCUAUGCUUCAGUUUCUCAAGUACACGAAAUCAUUCCUCUUCUUGGAUGUAUACCCGUAUUUCGCUUGGGCAUCCAACCCGGUCGACAUCAAGCUUGAUUACGCCCUGUUAUCCUCCGCCAAUAACAUAAGGGUUAAGGAUCCGGGUACGGGGUUAACCUACACCAAUCUGCUGGAUCAAAUGAUAGACGCGGUCUACUUUGCCAUGAAAAGAAUGGGCUACCCGCAUGUUGGGAUCUUUAUAGCGGAAACCGGUUGGCCGAAUGGAGGAGAUAUUGGCCAAACAGGAGGAGCUAAUAUUAACAAUGCAGCAAUUUAUAACCGGAAUGUAAUAAAGAGAUUCACGGCGAUACCCGCCAUCGGGACGCCGGCGCUGCCGGGUGUAGUCAUACCGGCAUUAGUUUUUGCCCUGUACAACGAGAACUUGAAACCGGGUCUGGGAUCGGAGAGGCAUUUCGGGGUGUUGUAUCCUAACGGGUCAAGUAUUUACGGACUUGAUUUUUCGGGUAAAACACGGCCGGGGGGAGAUACCAGGGGGCCGUUGCCUGCUAGAAAGGUAUGGUGCGUGGUGAGGAAUGGUGGGUCGACGGCGAAUCGAAAGGCAUUGGGGGAGGCGGUGACGUACGCUUGCGGGCAGGGAAAUGGAACCUGCGACCCGAUCAAGCCGCGGGGAGUGUGUUACCGGCCGGAUUCGUUUAUCUUGCAAGCUAGUUAUGCGUUCAGUGCAUAUUGGGCACAGUUUAAGAAACUGGGUGGAUCUUGCUAUUUCAAUGGCCUUGCUAAGCAGACUACAAUGGAUCCAAGUAAGUUAAUUAUUGAAUACAAUGUAACUUUGAUUUUAUUUUUUUUACUAAUGUAA
Messenger RNA from Impatiens glandulifera, 1281 nucleotides. RefSeq names its product probable glucan endo-1,3-beta-glucosidase A6. NCBI's taxonomy places the organism in Eukaryota, Viridiplantae, Streptophyta, Magnoliopsida, Ericales, Balsaminaceae. The coding region runs from base 19 to 1281 and encodes 420 amino acids. Gene Ontology annotation, biological process: carbohydrate metabolic process. Gene Ontology annotation, molecular function: hydrolase activity, hydrolyzing O-glycosyl compounds. The transcript has a single exon. Gene Ontology annotation, cellular component: plasma membrane. The record is from RefSeq and is a predicted model, not a curated record.